This is a messenger RNA of Sipha flava (yellow sugarcane aphid), 1265 nucleotides long. It is a transcript of the gene Nca, whose product is annotated as neurocalcin homolog. Gene Ontology annotation, molecular function: calcium ion binding. The record is from RefSeq and is a predicted model, not a curated record. The transcript has 5 exons. NCBI's taxonomy places the organism in Eukaryota, Metazoa, Arthropoda, Insecta, Hemiptera, Aphididae. The coding region runs from base 571 to 1143 and encodes 190 amino acids.
UAUUGUGAUAACGGUACGCGAUUCGUGUCGAGAGUCUUUCCGAUUGUCGCCAGUUGUAGUACUCGUAGUCGGAAUUCGAAUUAAAAUCGAAACGCACAUUCGUCGCGCGUGUUUUUUUUUCGCCGUCCGUCGUCGUCGUCGUCGCCGCAUCUCCGCGUUUGUCCGCUGCACAUCCGUUUCUCUAAAUCAUAUUACCCGUCGCCCGCCAGCGCGCACGGGCAGUCGACGACCGUCGGACACCAUCCAGUUCCUCAAAGUCCGUCUCUCUGCGCCUACAGUCUUCCACGGUAAUCCCUCCUUCUCCGAUGGUAUGGUCCCUCCCCAACCCAGACACUCUAGCCCCCUCGGUUGCCAUAUAGCCGGUUUCAUUGUCAUAGCGGUUGACAUUUGAUAAAUCCAUUGUCAUUGAAAUGGGUUUUCGUGAAUGUGCUUUUGUCACGUUUUCACCGUCACUGCUGACUCUACAUCUAUGGAUGUCCGAUUAAGGCAAUCAAGUUUAGCUCUUGGAAUAGAUUAUGAGAAUGAAAGCUUAAUGGUACUUGAUUACAUAUAUUAUAGUAAGAUUAAAGGAUGGGAAAACAGAACAGUAAGUUGAAGCCUGAGGUCUUGGAAGACCUAAGACAAAAUACUGAAUUCUCCGAUGCUGAGAUUCAAGAAUGGUAUAAAGGUUUUCUAAAGGACUGUCCAGGAGGGCAUUUAAGUGUUGAAGAGUUCAAAAAAAUUUAUGGAAACUUUUUUCCCUAUGGUGAUGCAUCUAAAUUUGCAGAGCAUGUAUUUCGAACAUUUGAUGCCAAUAGUGAUGGCACAAUAGACUUCAGAGAGUUCCUCUGUGCUCUGUCAGUAACAUCACGUGGAAAAUUGGAACAGAAAUUGAAAUGGGCUUUUAGCAUGUAUGACUUGGAUGGAAACGGCUUCAUUUCACGCCAAGAAAUGCUGGAAAUUGUUACGGCUAUUUAUAAGAUGGUAGGUACUGUAAUGAAAAUGCCUGAGGAUGAGUCAACACCAGAAAAAAGAACAGACAAGAUAUUUAGGCAAAUGGACAAAAACAAUGAUGGUCGUUUGUCAUUGGAGGAAUUCAUUGAAGGUGCAAAAAGUGAUCCUUCUAUUGUUCGAUUAUUGCAGUGUAAUCAUGCUGUCCAAUAGGACUAGCAAUAUACUGAAUUCGCCUGCCUUUUAACUGAAGUCACAAUGUGUUUGGACCUCUUUUUUUUUUUUUCCUUUAACUUUUAAAUUCCUAAAGAAUUUCAUCUAUCAAAAAGCUUCAA